AUGAGCGGGUCAGUGGACAAAGCACUAACCGUCGGGACGUCGUACUUCCGGAAUGGCCAGUACAGGGAGGCGAAACUGCUGUUUUCGAAGGCCAUUUGCGUGGUGAACGGUUACUCGGCGGACGAGGUGUCACGGUUUCGUGCAGACAGUGGGCUGGUGACGCUGCCUGAGACGCGACAUUUACACCCGAAGUACACGAAGCUACUGGACAAUCUGUGUGCCUGCUAUGAGAAGCUGGAUCAGUGUCCAAAGGCGCUGCGUAUUGCAGAUAAGAUGAUCCAGCGAGAUCAGUUCAACAUGAAGUGCUACAUCCGCAGGGGUAAACUGCUGCAAAAACUUGGCGACGACUUGGCUGCUUACCAUAACUACAAGCGUGCUUUGAAUAAAUCGACAGAGUGCUCCAGGAAGUACGAUAUUGAUAGUCCACAAAGGUAUAUCGUCAUGAUCAAUGACCAGUUGACUGCGAUCAAACAAAGGUUGAAACCACCAGCACAAGCGAAAUCAACCAAGAGGCAGUUUAUAGACCCAAUACAGGAACAUCAGACGGAAUUGGAACAGCUAAAGAAAGUCAAAUUAUCCUCCAUAAAGGAGGUAAAGCAGUCACAGAUCAUGCUUGCCGCAGAGACUGUCGAUUUCAUAGCCGCAUUACCCAUCGAAGUGCUCGCCCUGGUGCUUCAGGGAUUCACAACAGCAGAGCUUAUCAAACUGCUGCCCGUAUCGAAGACCUACUACAAGCGGAUACUGUCUCUCUACUUUCUUUUCGACGAGUUCAAUCUGGAUUCGUUGACUACAAAAAGCAUAAGGCAAUUUCUCUCUAUUUUCCAUAGAAUCUUCAAACGGAGGCUACUGCUGCCACAACCACCUGUUUUAUCAACAGUCAAGUUUUCAUCCAAGACAGCGUCUGAGGAAGAAAAGUUAUUGGAACAGUUGGCCCAAAGUCUCCAAUUUUUUGCUUGCCAUAAAUUGAUUUUGACAGUACCCAACAGCAACACGUACAGCCUGUGUAAACUUCUGCCGGAUGGAGACAAUUUUUGUCCAAGUGUCAAGGAACUAUCUCUAAUGACAAGUAUACGAUCGGAUAAACCUUACGAAAUCAAACUUCUGAACCGCUUCCCGUACCUGCGUAAGUUGGAAACAGUCUUUGAUACAUCUUUGGUGCCAAUUAGAUCAUCGUUCAACGGAAGUAACAACAAUGGAAUUCCAGACCUCAUCUCAAACUGGUCACCUCAGAUCGAACAGAUCAAGAUUAUAUGCAACAAACGGAAAGUCCAGUGCUUCCCCCUAGGUGCAAUAAUACAAAAGUUGACUUUACGCCCACAAUUGGCCAAACUGUGCGUCACCGGUGUCACAUUCAAUAAUGAAAUGGCAGGGUUUCAAUGGUUACUUAAAUUUCCAAAUCUACAAGAAUUAUGGUUUGAAGAUAACAGUAACGGUAAACUGGUCAAUUUCUUGAAGCUGGUGCGAAACGAAAGAGUAUUCAACGGUCAACUGAAGAAGCUAACCUUUAGAGAGGACAUGGCUAACGGUGCCAUUGAAUUGGAUGAAAACAUGGAAUCAUUUUGUUACCGUGAGAACUUCGGCAAAUUAACACAUUUGGACCUAAUGAGUAGUUGCAUAAAUGGUACUGGAUUAUUUCGUUUGCUCUCAGUGGUAUCGCCUGAGGUAUUCCGAAGUUUAAAUAUUGGUGAUUGCCCUUAUAUUCAGUUGCACCGACUUCCUGACCCAAUGAACACGAACAUUUUCCCCAUUUUGCAAUUUUGCCAUCGGUUUACAGGGCUGCAAGAACUGACAUUGGCACUAUCAGGAUCACUGAACGACAACUCGAUGACAUUCUUAAUUGAACAAGUGUCGAACCUCACCCACUUGGAGAAGCUGGAUCUGUCGAUGAACCCAUGGAUUAGCGGUGUCUCAAUCUACGAAUUCACAAUGAAGCUUUUUGAAGCACGGAAUAAGAUACCACUGGAUUACAUGUGCAUCGAUGGUUGCAUCGCCGUAUCGCACAUAACAGUGAAUACGAUCAAGUCCAGAGGAUUUGUUUCACAGCUUGGCUGUGUUUACGAAAGGGAAGUUUGGAAGCGCUUUGGUUUAAACUCGUACAAAUAUGGAUAA
Molecule: messenger RNA, 2109 nt
Organism: Huiozyma naganishii CBS 8797
Lineage: Eukaryota; Fungi; Ascomycota; Saccharomycetes; Saccharomycetales; Saccharomycetaceae
Gene: DIA2
Product: DNA-binding SCF ubiquitin ligase subunit DIA2
Exons: 1
Coding region: 1-2109 (702 amino acids)
Molecular function (GO): protein binding
Source: RefSeq, a predicted model, not a curated record